Messenger RNA from Hyposmocoma kahamanoa, 1974 nucleotides. RefSeq names its product short/branched chain specific acyl-CoA dehydrogenase, mitochondrial (gene Acade). The record is from RefSeq and is a predicted model, not a curated record. Lineage: Eukaryota; Metazoa; Arthropoda; Insecta; Lepidoptera; Cosmopterigidae. Gene Ontology annotation, cellular component: mitochondrion. The transcript has 9 exons. Gene Ontology annotation, molecular function: acyl-CoA dehydrogenase activity; flavin adenine dinucleotide binding. Bases 78 to 1328 code for a protein of 416 amino acids.
UCUACCGGUCGGCGGCGCAACCGCACGCAAUAGUUGUGCGCGCAAAUAUCUGCUAAAUUACAAAACAAAAAGUCAAGAUGUUCCCAUUACGCCGUGUUGGCAGUAAGAUAUUAGAGCAAUGGCGGACACCAAUAGCCGCUAUAAUGCCGAGGGGAUACAGUUCAGAGGCGACUCCGCCAAGAGCCUUGACCAUGUUGACUGAAGAUGAACUCGCUAUGAAAGAAACUGUGAGAAAGCUGGCCACGGAACAGAUCGCCCCUCUAGUCAGGAAGAUGGAGGAUGAGCAUCGCAUUGAUGACGGUAUCAGAAAACUUCUCUUUGACAAUGGACUCAUGGGUAUCGAAACCCCAGCAGAAUACAGUGGCUCAGGCUGUGGUUUCCUCACAAUGAUGCUGGUAGUCGAAGAACUGUCCAGGGUGGAUCCAGCAGUAGCUGCUCUCGUAGACAUCCAUAACACUUUAGUCAACUCUUUACUUAUGAAGUUGGGAACUGAAGAACAGAAGCAGAAAUACUUGACGAAACUUUGUACGGAAUACCCUGGCAGUUUCUGCCUAACAGAACCAACAGCUGGCUCAGACGCUUUCUCCUUGAAAACUGUAGCGAAGAAAGAUGGAGAACACUUUAUCAUCAACGGCUCGAAAAUGUGGAUCUCUAACUCUGAUAUGGCUGGCGUUUUUCUGGUUAUGGCUAAUGCUGAUCCUUCUAAGGGUUACAAAGGCAUCACCUGCUUUAUUGUUGAGCGUGAAACGCCAGGUCUAUCUGUGGCCAAGCCUGAGAACAAGCUGGGUAUUAGGGCAUCUGGUACUUGCAUGGUACACUUUGACAAUGUAAAGGUCCACGAGAGCGCCAUACUUGGAGAAUAUGGGAAGGGGUACAAAUACGCGGCCGGUUUCCUAAACGAGGGCCGCAUCGGCAUCGCUGCUCAGAUGAUCGGUCUGUGUCAGGGCUGCAUGGACGCGACCAUCCCCUACACGCUCGAGAGGAAGCAAUUCGGCAGACCCAUUUACUCAAACCAGGGUAUCAACUACCAAAUCGCGCACCUACAAACGGAACUGGAGGCAGCUCGCCUGCUGGCCUAUAAUGCAGCCAGGCUAAAAGAGAACGGAUUGGAGUUCGUUAAGGAGGCAGCUAUGGCUAAAUACUAUGCUUCAGAAAUCGCUCAACGCCUAACAUCAAAGUGCAUAGACUUCAUGGGUGGCGUGGGUUUCACUCGGGACUUCCCUCAAGAGAAGUUCUUUCGCGACGCCAAGAUCGGUACCAUAUACGAAGGAACCAGCAACAUGCAGCUGCAGACUAUUGCUAAGCUUAUCGAGAAGGAGUACAAGUGAUAAGACAAAUAGAUGAGAAGAGAGGCUGUAAAUAAAAAUGUCAUUUUUAUAUCUUCAUUGCAAAGAACUACGAACUACUUCAUUACGAAGAUAAUUCAAGUUACAUUCAAAAUUUGUUGCAUUAACUUUUAAGCUAAUGAAACGUACCUUUAGUAUAAAGAAGCCACUUAUCGGUGUUUUGUAGAAAUCGCGAAAGCGCACAUAUCAUACAUAUUUUAAAACAGUCAUGAAAAACUAAUUAAUAUUUGCCCUGAUUUUUUUUUUCGAAAUAACGCUUUGGCCCUUUCUACAAAAAACCCACGAUAUGAUCAUGCGUUAAAAGUGCUUUUAUCACAUAAAAAGUCAUAAAAAUAAUAAGAAGCACAUGAAACUAUCCUCAGACUACUAGUACAUAGAUAUUGUUGCUGUAAAUAUAAAAAAAAAUUGUACAAUCCUAAAACCUCUCUCCUGAAAAAUGUCAUUUUGCAGAUGUAGCUUUAUUACGCUAAGGGUGAGACAUAGACGUUACAGACAGAUGGAAUCAACAAUUAAACUUAUAAAAGUACAUAAUGAGCAUAUUCAUUACUUCGUUCCAAUCCAUUUUGAACAAAAAAGUGAACCAACAAGUCACUGACCCGACCAUAGACGGUUUAGUGAUGGCCAAUUG